This is a messenger RNA of Hyposmocoma kahamanoa, 690 nucleotides long. RefSeq names its product nucleolin-like. NCBI's taxonomy places the organism in Eukaryota, Metazoa, Arthropoda, Insecta, Lepidoptera, Cosmopterigidae. The annotation marks the transcript as partial. The transcript has 2 exons. The record is from RefSeq and is a predicted model, not a curated record.
CAUUCGUAAAGUAAAAAGAAAAAUCCGUCAGAUAUCCGUAAUUAUAUUUAACUGCAUCAAGGCUGUAAUGAAAUGUUUAUUCGCUACAAUCAAAUGCACAUUUCUCGUAUUGAAAGAUAUAGCUCUUGACAUUUAUGCAAUCUAUGUAGCUAUCUCUAGAGGUAUAAAUACGACAGUUACAUUCAUCCAGAAUAGUCCAGAUUUAGCAAAGAAAGCGUUUAAUGAUAUGAGACGUAGUUUUUCUAAAUCCGAAUCUGAUAUCGAAUCUGAUACCGAAUUACCUGAACCCAAACCUGAACCCAAACCUGAACCUGGAACGAAAUGUAAAUCUGAAUGUAAAGCUACAUGUGGUACUGUCGAUGAUGAUGAUGAAGACGACGAUGAUGACGAUGAUGAUGAGGAUGAGGACGACGAAGAAGAUGAUUGUACGCCACCUAAGCGACCUGAACCAUCAACCGAUGGAGCAACCGCUCCAGUACUAACUAAUUGGCUAAAGAAUGUUUUCCAACUACGCAAGAAACUACCAGCUUUAAAGAAACACGUGGUUACACAAACUAAAGCCGAAGCACAGAAAUCCAAAAUGUGCUAUUUAAAAUAUAAGCCGCGAAUGCAGAAAAUUGUGCAAAGUUACAAAAGACGCCGCGAUAACGGUAUAGGGCCAAGACCACGGCGAAAAUGCUAUCGACGCAG